Molecule: messenger RNA, 474 nt
Organism: Aspergillus terreus NIH2624
Lineage: Eukaryota; Fungi; Ascomycota; Eurotiomycetes; Eurotiales; Aspergillaceae
Product: gamma-glutamylcyclotransferase family protein
Exons: 1
Coding region: 1-474 (157 amino acids)
Source: RefSeq, a predicted model, not a curated record
AUGGCUGAAGAUACUCCUCCAAACCCCCCAAACAUUCCACCUCCUUCGCUGAUGGUGAGGAAAUUCAUGCGCUGGGCUGGGAGCCUAGAAACCGAGGACACCAAAGAGCAUCGCCCCUUCAACGAAAAAUGGUUCUUCUUCUAUGGCACCUUGACGAAUCCGGAGACCUUGAUGCGAGUUCUUGAGCGCUCAGAAAUACCCGAACUUCCCCACGCCAUCAUCUUUGGCCGCGAAAUCUUAUAUUGGGGGCAAUAUCCGGCAGCUGUGCAAGGGGCCGCGGAUCACCCUAUUGAUGGGGUCGUCUGCAAGAUCGAGACCCAAGAAGAACUUGACCAGCUGGAAGCUUAUGAGACCAAAAUGUACCAAGCCGAAGGCUGCACGGCGUGGCUGGAUGAUGACACAGAGAUUCCGGGGUUUCUGUUUGUUUGGGAUGGCGACACAGAGCUUCUGAGCCAGAGUCCCGGCAAGGUUUAA